CCUCCCUCUACGCGUCGGAGAAAAUGGCGGCACAAACAGAUAGAGGGAUACCCCUGAGUGCGCUCAGCCCAAAGUUCUUACACACCAACUCCACCAGCCACACCUGGCCUUUCAGCGCCAUCGCAGAGCUCAUCGACAAUGCGUACGAUCCAGAUGUCAGUGCCAAACAGUUUUGGAUCGACAAGACUCGGAUAAAAGGCUUGGACUGCCUGACGUUCAUGGACAAUGGAGCUGGGAUGAACUACGACAAGAUGCACAAGAUGCUGAGUUUUGGCUUCAGCGAUAAGCAGGCCAUUAAUGGCCACGUACCCGUGGGCCUCUAUGGAAACGGGUUCAAAUCGGGCUCCAUGCGUCUGGGGAAGGACGCCAUCGUUUUCUCUAAGACGCGGGACACCAUGUGCGUGGGGCUGCUGUCCCAGACCUACCUGGAGGCCGUCCGGGCCAAUCACAUAGUGGUUCCCAUCGUCACCUUCGCCCGCGUUGGGCACAACCAGUUCAGGGCUCUGUCGGAGCACGCGGCCAGCCUGCAGGACAUCCUCAGGUACUCGCUGUUUAAGACGGAGGCGGAGCUCUUCUCCGAGCUGCGCGCCAUCAACGCCACCUGCUCCACCGGCUCCAGCGGGACCCGCAUCAUCAUCUGGAACCUGCGCAGGAUGUCGACGGGUCAGCCGGAGUUUGAUUUCAACGUGAACAGGUACGACAUCCAGAUCCCGGCCGAUGUGUUCGAGAGCACAAGCGAGAAGUACAAGCGCCAGGACCGUCCCAACCAGUCCGUCCCGGAGAGCGACUACUCCCUGCGCGCCUACUGCAGCAUUCUGUACUUGAAGCCCAGGAUGCAGAUUGUGAUCAGAGGGCAAAAAGUGAAGACCCAGCUGAUUUCCAAGAGCCUGGCCUUCAUUGCCAAGGACCAUUACAGACCCAUCUUCCUGAACAAGCGCAUCCGCAUCACCUUCGGCUACAACACGAAAAGCAAGGAGCAGUACGGCAUCAUGAUGUACCACAGAAACCGGCUGAUAAAGGCCUACGAGCGCGUGGGCUGCCAGCUGAAGGCUAAUAACAGGGGUGUUGGAGUGAUUGGUGUCAUAGAGUGCAACUUCCUGAAACCAACUCACAACAAGCAGGACUUUGACUACACGGAUGAGUACAGGAAAACCAUAAAUAACCUUGGAGUUAAAUUGGAGGAGUACUGGAAUGAGAUUCGAUACAAGAGAGACAGAGAGGACCCCAACUGCACAAUACCAGUGGAGGACACUAUGAAGCGUCCAGAUCAGAACUGGGUCCAGUGUGACAACUGCUUAAAGUGGCGGAAACUUCCAGACGGCAUCGACUGCAGCCUGCUUCCGGAAAAGUGGUUCUGUCACAUGAACCCAGACCCCCAGUUCAGGAACUGUCAUGUGGAGGAGGAGCCAGAGGACUCUGAUGACGACCAGCCUUCAUACCAGAAAACCUACAAACAACAGGAGAGAUACAACAGGAUGCAACAGGAGAGGAACAGACAGCAGAUGGAGCAGGCGAAGAAGAAGGUGGAGAUGCAGAGGAUCGCAGCGCUGGCUCAGCAGAAUGAGGCGCUGCGGCGGCAGCAUGAGGACCUGAGGCGCCAGCUCAAACAGUCGAACUUACAGGGGAUCUCGCCACGGACCAUCGCCCAGACCCCACAUUCCAUCACCAACAGUGCACGUGGGCCACUGGGGGGCACUGUGACCAACACCACACCUCACAGCACCACCCGAGCAUGUCCAGGCGUCACCCACAGCUCCUCCACCAUGCCCAUCAUCUCCAGCGUCUGCUCCCUCUCCACUCCGUCCAGGAUGAAGAGGACGUUACCGCUGAACCCCGACAACGCCGAGGCCAAGCGGAGCCGGCUGAACGGCCUGCACCACAGCGGGGACGCUUCAGAGACCGCCAUCUCCGUGGAGACCUGCCCGUCGUCCCCGGUAAUCAUUCCGGACGACGACGACGAAGACAUCUUGAUCGUGGAGGCGAGCAGCACCCCAAAGCCCGGGGCCCCGAGCUUCGACCUGGCCAAGGUGAAGACGGAGCGGCGGGUGAGCGAGGACCCCGCGGGGAUGCACAUGGAGUGCAGCGACGACGCCGCCGUGGAGGUACCCACACGAGCCGCUGCCUCGGCAACAGCCUCUCCCUCGCCAGCGGCUCCCUCUACUGCUACGGCGACAGAGUCUGUCACCACAGCAACAGCCUCGACAGUUGCAACAGUCUCCACAGCCUCAGCGACAGACACUGCUGCCAGCACAGUUAAAGACAACCCUGCUGCCGUGGAGACAGCUGCCACCACCAUGGCAACCAGCGCCUGCUCUUCCCCUGAGCCGCUGCAGCAGGUUUCCGCGACAACCCAGACCGACAGGAAUCACCAGGUGAAGGAUGAGGAAGAGGAGAAGAGGAAGAAGAAAGAAGGGGAGAAUGAGGAGGGAAAAAAGGAGGGGGAGGUCCCACAGGAAGAAGAGAGGAGGGAAGAAGAGGCAGUGACAGAGGAAGUGCAGAUGGAGGUGGAGGCGGUGGUGGUGAAGGUGGAGAGGGAGGCAGAUGAGGAGAGCAGGCAUGAAGAGCAGGAGGUGGAAGAGGUUGCUGCAAUUGGGGAGGAGCCGCAGGCUGAGGGGGCGGGGAUGGACGGCGGUGGGGGCGGGGAGGGGGCGGAGCGGCCACAGGUGGCCGUGGAGCCGAAGGAGAGGCUGCUGAUGGAGGCACAGCAGCAGCAGGACCAGCUGGUGGAGCUGAUGCAGGCCGUGGCCCAGGAGAGAGACCAGUACAAGGCCCAGGUGCACCAGCUCACCUGCCAGGUGCAGGACCUGGAGACGCGCCUGCAGGAGCUCACCCACAGCGUGGUGAAGAAGGAGCUCUGCGACCAGGCCGUGGGGACCGAACAGGAGGAGCAGCAGCAGGAGGAGACGCACAGACUCUACCAGCGUGCCAAACAGGAAGUGGAGGAGCUGAAGCGCGAGCUGGAGGAGCAGGAGGCCAUGGAACAGGCAGGCAAGAGCUCCAGAAAAGAGGAGGAAGAGGAGGGGGAGAUGAAGGGCAGCGACGAGGAUGAGCUGGCGCUGCAGGUGGACGCUCUCCUCAGAGACCUGGACCAGAGCAACAAGGAGAGGGACGAGCUCCAGAGCCAGCUGGAGUCUGUGGAAGAGCAGAAGAACAGCCUCCUCUCUCAGUGUGAGCAGCUGCAGAGGACCCUGGAGGAGCUGAGAGCCCAGUGUAAACCCAGCGGGGAGACCACCACAGAAACCCCCCCUACAGGGGAGGACACAUCCAACCAACACACUUACCUCGACGCGGAGUCAGACAGGGCUGGCAACCUCAGGGCUGAGGGAAUGGAGUCUAACGGGUCUGUUAGCCCUGGUGCAAAUGCAAGGACGUCGGACUGCUCUGAUGGGGACGUACCGAGCAGAACUGGCAAUUCAUGUGCCAAUGGGGAUGUAUUGAACAGAGCUGGUGACCCCAGUGCUGAUGGGGAGGUGUCGAACAGAACUGGCGAUCAUAGUAAUGAAGGUGAUCUCCUAGAGGAGGUCACCGAUGACAGCAUCAGGGAGAGGUCACAGAACGGAGGCAGCCGGCCGGUUUCCCCAGAUCAGUCUCACAGGCUGGGGACUCUGAGGCAGAACAUGACCAGUCUGCUGGUGGCCGUCCUGCCCACCCUCUACCCAGAGCAGGCGAACAGCAGUCAGCUGACGGAGCAGGUCCUGGAUGACUUUUUUUCCAGGCUAACCACGUGGGGCCAUGCCGAAUCCUGCCCCCCCUCCUGAGGACGAGCACACCACUCACCUCCUCUCCUUUUACCUCCACUUCUGCUUUUUAAUUAUGAUUUAUUAUUUUUUUUUUAUAUCGAGUGCAAAAACGUACAAAAACUGAAUGUAUCUUUUUACUUUUGUACAGUCAUGUAUUUUUCUAUAGUUCCAGAUCAAUGGAUUAUUAUUAUUCUUAAAAAAAAAAAAAAGAAAAACAAACUGCUGACUCUUGCACUGAGAACACUGGAACCCUUUUUACAGAUUGAAAUAUUUACAGAUGACUGUGUCCCAGGAUUUUUUAAAAGAUGCUGAUCAUCUUUGCGUUUGUCAGUAUAUUCUAUAUUAAGAAUUCUCUCCAGCGAGACCAUUGUUAUUUUUUCUUCUUGGGACAGCUCUUCAGUGGAAUGGCGGAAGGACUCGUAGUGCAGCCACUCCUGACGGGUUGUGAUUGCACUGAUAUUAUGUUGGUCAUUUCCAGGGCUGUGAUGUCACAAGCUUCCAUGUGCAAGCGUAUGCGGCUUAAGAACAAAUGACUAAUUGUGUUCCUCAAGUCACGCUUCCAUUACGUUCUUCUGACCUACAGAGUUCAUGUUGUGGUCAGGCUCUCUGUUAAUGUUAUGUGAAUUUGUAAUUAUUUUCAGGAACGAUUUUUCAAAAAAUGUAUAAAGAGCCUUAAGGUUUCCUAAACGUUACCCAUGCAUUCAAGGAACUCGACUAACAGUUGUUCCUUUUGUAGUUUCUGACAUCACAUCCUCAUUACCAGGGGCCUAAAGUGUUCUGUUAAAGUUCUAGUUCACAGGUCUUUAUCGUAUAUAAUGUCUUCCAGGUGCUUGUAAUCCAGAUGGGAAGCUGCAUUAUAACGUGCUUUAUUUCUCUGUCCGCGCCCCGUCAUAUCCCACAUUGCACCACUUUCCAGGUACAGAAGGUGUAUUGGUACAGGGGUGUCACAUCCACCAGUAUUUGCUCGCUCAGCAUCCAUCCAAAACAAGUGACGGAACAGAAUGGGCGGAGCUAUCAUGUGUCUUCGGUUGCUUAUGGAUUUGACUUACUGUUGAAACCUGUGGGGGUUACAGGAGCCCCACUCUCCUGCCACUGCCCUAGCUGUGAGGUGGAGGUUAAUAUUAACUCCAGUCAUUAUGAGACUGUUUAGUUUCUCAUGAGCACUCAUUUUGCCCAUCAUGUUGUUUUUGCUUGAUUUAUCAAUCAACUCUGCUGGAUUUGAGACUCUCCAUAAAUAAUGUGUUACAAACUUUAACGAAUAACUCAUUAAAGAAGAAAUGUUAUCCUGAAAUAAUUAGCUAUUCGAGUCAUUUUACUUUUUUUUUUCAAAUCUUACAUUGCAAACUCAAUAUAUUGCAUUUAAACCAACCACACACCUUCUUAAAUCAUUGAAAGAAAACAUUUUUUUUCUGUGCAAGAUUUGACUUGACUUUUGACGGCAAGAUUCCCCUUUGUCACCUCAAGUCUUCCAUCUGAGAAAGCACACGGCGGAUGACUGGAUUUCAGCAAGACGUUUCCUGAUGACAGCUGAAAUGUAUCCAUAGCAAUAGGACAUGGGGUUGGAGAGACAGUUCUAUGAUUACUUAAAUUCCAGUUGUGAUUUCUUUUAUAUUUUGUCAUUUGUACAGAUUAUAUGAUAAGAGACUAUUUUUGUGGAACAAAAAUGGUGAUUUUUGUUGUCCCGUACUAAUGUUUCCCAUGUAUUUUGUUUUGCUUUAUAAAGGAGGCCUGGUGUGAAGGGAUGAUGCAUUAUGGGUUUUCUGCAGCUCCCCACAAUGCCUGCCCAGUUGCUGGCAGUAUGUACAUAGUUUCCUAGAACAAACUGCUGUUUAGAAAAAAGAAUCCUGAUCAUUUUGAGGUACUACAGAUUAAUAUUUACAUGUUUGGCCAUUUUACAUGGGAAUUCAAAGCCAAAUGAAUAUUGGUGAUGGACAAAAAGAUCGAGACUAAGGGUGCAUCAAAGGGAGACUUGAAUAAAUGAUGUCCUUGUAAUUUGGUUGAUACCUGCAGGGAUGAUCUUAUUUGAGUUUAGUGCAAAUGAGAUCUACUGCAGGUAUGAUCUUGUUUGAGUCUAGCGCAAAUGAGUAAAUUGGUUUAGUGCUGCAACGAUGCAACACUUGUCCAUCACUAGCAAUAAAUUCACUGGUGAGCUAGAACAUUUGUUGUCACCUGAAAGGCUGUAAUUUAAUUAAUUUAUCCGUCUGCUUUUGUUUCACCAUGGACAAUAAAUAUGGGAAUAAAUUGAGAAGUUUGUUGUGAA
Messenger RNA from Anguilla anguilla (European eel), 6000 nucleotides. RefSeq names its product MORC family CW-type zinc finger 3a (gene morc3a). Gene Ontology annotation, cellular component: PML body; nucleus. The transcript has 19 exons. NCBI's taxonomy places the organism in Eukaryota, Metazoa, Chordata, Actinopteri, Anguilliformes, Anguillidae. Gene Ontology annotation, molecular function: ATP hydrolysis activity; zinc ion binding. The record is from RefSeq and is a predicted model, not a curated record. The coding region runs from base 24 to 3758 and encodes 1244 amino acids.